Messenger RNA from Coccidioides posadasii C735 delta SOWgp, 3458 nucleotides. The record is from RefSeq and is a predicted model, not a curated record. NCBI's taxonomy places the organism in Eukaryota, Fungi, Ascomycota, Eurotiomycetes, Onygenales, Onygenaceae.
GUUUGAAGCUUCAUCUCACACACGCACUUGUUGACGCUUUGCAUUUAUGUAAUUCAUUUUCUGUGCUCAUUCUUGUUUAUAAAUAUAUUAUCCACCUUUUACCUGUGCUAUUUCAUGGCUAGUUAAAGAUACAUGUGCUCUAAAUCCAGAGCUUCUUGCUGCCUCGCGCAAAUGCCACCAUCCCGAUAAUGCCGCUGCCUGUCGCUAAUCCGAACCAACCGCUAGUUUUGCCAGUGCGGACUCUGUUGACGUGUCUCCCUAGAUGAAAUUUGUUUUCGUACGAUUUUGAGCGGGAUUGAGUGAAAAUAAUGUGAGAAUGGCAACUCCGGCGCAUACAUACGGCCCGGCAUGCCUUCUUUACGAGCCUCCAGAGCAAAGGCGACCGAUUUUGGAUCCAACUUUGGAGAUUCCCGAACCUCCAAAAAUACAGUCGCAAUACUUUUACCUGUCAUCAUUGCCAAUAGAUGAUCCUCUUACAGCGAUUCCGGCUCCCUCGAGCAAUCCCGAUGUCACGAAACUGCCCCCUCGACCGUUUUCGGUGCACGAUAAUAUUGCCCUCGAGAAAGCAUGGCAGAGAUUAAAAAGUGCCGUUGAGGAGCAGCCUAAUAAGAAUCCAGAUGAGACGGAAGGCCAGGUUCGUUUGAGGUGCGGAGUAACUGCUCAAGGAAAGAAGAGGGGUGAGGCAGCUAGCCAGGAUGCUGAUGUCAGACGGACUACCGUAACGCUGCCUGAGUUGACUUCGAGGACUCCGCUGCACCACAGUAACGAUGGAAUCGUUGAUAUCCAUGAAACACGCGACUCUACUUCUUCCUCCCAUAUAUUUCGAGGGAGUAGUGUUGAGUCCCAUGCCCAGAGACGAGUGACACGGGACUGGGGUUCCUCCGGGGCGUCCGAGAUUGGGAAUAUUCGGAAGAGGCACAGUAUUCCCAUUGAACGGAGGUCAAAGGCCGCACGGCGAAAUAGGGACUCUUCCCCGGGCUUUGAGGAAGAUGUCUCUGAAGAAGCAAGCGGGCAUUCGACUCCUCACAUUAUUCGGCCUUCUGAUGAUACAAAUAUUAGCGGAUCUCCAUUCAUCAGAGCUCCCAUCCGAGACCGCGAAAUUCGCCGGUCAACUCCAACAUUGAGGUUAAGUAAAGAUUCUGCGGACACGAGCCCUCCCACCGCCCAAGUAACUGCCUCACCAAGCGCAGACGUCGAUAAACUUCAAGGGGAUACUCAGAGCGAGAGUCUGGAAAACGAUGAGCCAGAGGCGACUGUGACAGUAGGAGCUUCACGGCUUCACCUUGUUGAAUUUCCGAGGCUGCAGAUGAAACCCAUCUAUUGGAGCCCGGUCCAUGACAUAUCUCCCGUCAUUAGAGCUACUUGGUUUUAUAAAAAUUCGAUGCUCCCCGUCGAACCGGAAGUUGCAAAUCGACUUGAAGCUGGCUAUAUGUACCUUAAACCAUGGACGGAAACCUGGCAGGACGAACUCAACAGUUGCGUUGAAAACGGAGCUGAAGCAGAGAUGAAGGUUGUGUAUAAGCUCUGGCCGCCUGAAGAUACCAAAUUGCCUAUUAAACCAGGAAGCCGUCCGGGUUCUGAGGCCUCGGCUUCUGUGUCUAGUAGCAGAGAGGUUGGCGAUCAUGCUUUUCAAGGGAAUUAUGCGGCAGGUGCCACAGCCACUUCUGCCGCCAGUGCGAAGUUGUUCAAGAAUUCGAGCGUGAUGUACGUUGAUUCCAAAGAUGCUCAGAUACUCAGACCAAGUCUGCUGCCAUCAGUAGCUGGUGGCCGACGGCCACUAAGUGCCAUCCGGAAGGGAAGGCAGAUUGGAAUUGCCGUUGUACGAGGAUUUAAUCGCCGAGAAUGGGAGAAAGUUCACCCCCCAAAGCUCGUUUCACCCAAUGUAAGAAACUUUAUGAAGAUGCAGGAGGCGGCAACAAGAGAGGCAGCUUCUCGCCGUCAAAUAUGUUAUGCUUGCCAGAUGGAGGAAAAAAAGCCCGAAGUCAGCGAUUUGGUCUUUGUUAUUCAUGGGAUCGGCCAAAAGUUAUCAGAGCGCGUUGAGAGCUUCCAUUUUACUCAUGCUAUGAAUUCCUUUCGAAGACAGGUUAAUAUCGAGCUCAGCAGCAACUCCGUCUGGCCGAACAUGCGUCCUGACUUGGAAAAUAUCAUGGUGCUCCCUGUGAAUUGGCGAUCAACACUUUCCCUUGAAGAUACGGAUGUCGAGGAGGCUAUCGAAGAUCAGCAUAAUGCGAACCGCUUUGUGUUGAAGGAUAUUACCCCCGAAACGAUACCGGCUGUUCGGAAUCUAAUCAGUGAUGUGAUGCUUGAUAUUCCGUAUUAUCUUUCCCAUCAUAAACAGAAGAUGGUUCGUGCAGUAAUUAAAGAGGCUAAUAGGAUAUACCGGCUCUGGUGUCAAAAUAAUCCAGGCUUCCAGCAGAGUGGCAAAGUGCAUAUCAUAGCUCAUUCGCUUGGAAGUAUCAUGGCAAUGGACAUCCUCAGCCAACAGCCAACAAUACUACCCCAUAUUGACUUUUCUAAGACUGACAUUAGCGAGACAAGUCUACUGCCUCGAAGAUACCGAAACAAACCGGGCUGUGAUGAGCAAGAUGUUUCGGAUCCUGGUCUCACCGGUGAAGCAGGGACAUAUGGGUGUUUCGCGAUUGACAACCUCUAUAAUGUAAUGCAUGAAACCGAUCCAAUUGCCUAUCGGCUGAAUGCAGCAGUUGACAGUGAUCUUGCAAACUCUCUUAAACCCGCCUCAGUUCCCACUUCCUCAAUGUCCUUUUUCCAAACGAUAAGCAGCGUCUUCCGAUGGAACUCCAAACCUCAACCUUCUCGACUCGAGAUUCCUGCCCAUUCUGUUGCCGGCUCGUCCACUGCAGCCCAGCAGCGACCCGGCAUAUUUACUAAACUACCGUCUACGAUUGAAAUGGAGACCCAUGAUUUUACCCGUGAAGAGAUUGCCGAAAAACGCAUGCUUCUCCUCAAUGACAAUGGGCAGAUUGAUUACUAUAUCUCCGGUGGCGGCGGCCCGUUGAAUAUUCAAUAUUUGAAUAUGUUGAGUGCACACAGCAGUUAUUGGAUCCUGCCCGACUUUGUGAGGUUUAUAGUCGUUGAGAUUGGAAGGAGAGUGGGCAGAAGUGGUACAUUGCUUGCUUUGAGAGCAGAGAAGAAGAAGGGAUGGAAGCGGAAGUAACGAAUUUCACGAAUCUUUUGGUGUUUCCGUAAACUGGAGUCCGGAAAUUUGAUACCUCAACAAUACCUAUCGGGCUUUUCUUUGGAAUACGCACGGGCUUUUAAGGAACUUGAUACUUGAGCGUCAGGUUGCCUGGUGGCCUACUUUGUUUGAUGAAAUCUGGCGUUUAAAGUCAUUACGGAAGCCAAUUUGGUUAGGAAACUUGAGAUCGUGAUUGCUGGUAGAGCGGCUAGAUAAAAUUUUGGAUUUAUAGAACAAAUUUAUCGUCUGUCUCAGCAUCGAC